AAUUAAACCUCAUUGACCGGAAAAUACCGCGGAAUACUAACAGGAAAGAUGCAGACAUCCUUGUCGUUGAUCCAGACGGUGGCAAUCUCCGGCGUAUUCUCAGCCGUCUCUUGCUGGUAUGGAUUCAUGUUCGGUAGAGAAUCGGCCAGAAAAGAGCUCGGCGGCUUGAUCGAAGAACUCCGUCGCGGAGAUCCAGAAUCUUCUUCUCCUCCCCAUUCGUGAGCUAAGUACUCCAAUUUCCCAGACGCUUCGAUUCGGAGAAAGAAUCUCUUAGUUUUGAUUUCGAUUGUUCCAUUUAAGUUUUCCAGAAUGUUGAUGAUAGUUUCUUGCACUCUGGUCUGAGCAAUUACUGUAUAAACUAUGUGUUAUCAAAUCGUUUCGAGUUAAUUCAAAGUAUGAAAGAUCGGAGUUACUAUA
Molecule: messenger RNA, 417 nt
Organism: Brassica napus (rape)
Lineage: Eukaryota; Viridiplantae; Streptophyta; Magnoliopsida; Brassicales; Brassicaceae
Exons: 2
Coding region: 49-222 (57 amino acids)
Source: RefSeq, a predicted model, not a curated record